AUGGCGGGAGGGAGGCGCGCGCCGCCGCGGCCGCUUCACGGCCCGAGGCCGCCGGCAGGCAAAGCUGGAGGUAUGAGGGUGUCUAAAAAGGCAGAAAACAGACCUGGUCAGAAAAAUGCUAAACCUCCAGGAAAAGAAAAGACAAGUGCUAUUACCAAUUUUUCAAGAACUCAGAACAUGGGUGUCUUGCUUGCAGAAGCACUGAGCAAAAUGAGCCACAGAACUCAUGCAGCAGCAUUACAAGUGGCUCAGCAAAAGCCACAGCCUGCCUUGGAGAAGUUCAUACUGCCCAAAAGAAUGUAUAUUAUUCAACAGCCACGGAAAUGUUAAGAAACUCAUGUUUACUUAAAAGUGAGUUUCUAGUCUAAAUAGCACUUAGUACACUUUGGUAAAAGGAUCAAAAGCUGUGUGCCUUGUAUCUUACUGUAUUUCUGUUACUGACAAUAAAAUAUAAGAGUUGCUAAAUGUA
Messenger RNA from Apus apus (common swift), 469 nucleotides. RefSeq names its product death associated protein like 1 (gene DAPL1). Gene Ontology annotation, molecular function: death domain binding. Lineage: Eukaryota; Metazoa; Chordata; Aves; Apodiformes; Apodidae. The record is from RefSeq and is a predicted model, not a curated record. Gene Ontology annotation, biological process: apoptotic signaling pathway; negative regulation of autophagy; cellular response to amino acid starvation. The transcript has 4 exons. The coding region runs from base 1 to 330 and encodes 109 amino acids.